AAUUAACAGUCCGUUUGAAAAUGGCGCAAGCCCGGCUCCCGACUCUGCCUGCCGAGAUUGUCGGGUACAUCUCGCAAUACCUCGAGUCGCCUGAUGUGCUGGGCCUGCGCUCUGCCUGCCGUGCCCUGGCUGACAAGACGUCGGGGCCUUUCCAGGACCGCUUCUUCCGCACGCGGCAUGUCAUGCUCGAACGCCAGAGCCUCCAGAACCUCGUCGACAUUUCGCACCAUCCGGUCCUCCGCCGCGCCGUACAGGUCGUCGAGCUUACUACAGAUCACCUGGUUACGCCUCCGGACUACCUAAGCCGAGCAGAUUACAGUAUAUGCGGAAUUAACGACGAGUAUGACUGCGUAAGGCGCAGUGACGGUGAGACUAUAUCGUUCGGUGACGAUGAGUAUGACGCUGUCAUCGAGACGUAUAAAGCCGAAUGGGGCGGCUACGAGGACUUCCUCCGAGCAAAGCUUGGAAUCAGGCACGUGGUUCGCGCGCUAUCGAACCUCCCUUGCUGCAGCGCUGUCGGGAUUGACGACGGCGUCCGUCCCUGGGGAGCCUUCCGGCUCGGUCGUCGCAUCGGCACCCUUCCAACCCGUUUCGUCACGCCCUUCCAGGCUCAGAGCAUGGUCUUCGCCACAACGUUGAUCCGAACUCUGUUCGCAGGACUUCUCUACGGCCGCCAUACCAUAGAACAACUCUAUAUUUGCUUUGGGCAUCUGAAAACGGGUUGUACCUCGGUCACCCCACGUAUGCUGUCGAUGACGCCGGCGGUCGAGGAGACUUUGACAAAUCGGCUGACUACCAUCAAGACCCUGCAUCUUGUGGUCAACCCGAACGACCACGAGAACACGUUUGGCGAGGAUGCGAAGAAGCUGGUUCCUCGCACCGACCCAAUCUGGGCUGGGGAUUCAGAUUGGUGUCUAGAGUUCUGCCGCUUCCUACGUAUCUUCCCCACCUUGACCAACUUCACAUUGCACUUCAACCCCCGCGACGAAAGGCAGCAAUUUCCGAGGCUUUCCGAGGACCUUCGUAUCCCCGGCCUGCAAAGCCUGUGUCUCCAAUUCGUCGACUGCACCAAGGACGAGCUAAUAAUGUUGCUGGGGAGGCAUCGCGAUACGCUUCGGGAGCUGAUCCUCGACACGGUUGAUAUCACCGAAGGGGGGCCGAAGACGUGGUCUUCGCUUCUGAGGAGUCUCCAGGAUAGUCUACGUUUAGAGGCAGUCGUCUUAGAGAACUGCAUGGUGGACGGCCUUUGGCUCCGUUCACCCUCGACGACAUCUCCCGACCCAAGGCUAUACGCAAAUAGCCCUGCGGAGAUAAAGUGCCUAUGGUCAGUGUUAGAUAAGAUGGAGGACUCGGGAACGUUUUCAUCGUAAGGACGAUCUAAUUAUAGACGACGUGGUAUCGAUCGCCACGUAAGGCGUCAACCUUAGCUUUCACCUUGGCGACGGCGGCGAGUGGAGCUCGUCCGUCGUCGCGACGAGCCUGUGCAUGCUCUAGAGCAAAGACUCCGCCACAAUAGUGUAACAGGCUAUUUUGCCUUUAACGAUCAGAAUAACAAGUAUAACAUACAUACAACAAUUCCAAUAAUUUCAGUUCUAGACUACUGUCGGAAUGGAAUAUCGCUAGCGCGGUUCGGCCGGUCGUACCGAUUCGGACCCGGGAUAGCUACGGCCGAAAGGGAGGACCUCAACCCUGAUAUCAACCCCACCUCGGCCACCAGCCCCUAGAUAGCUUUCUCCCCUCUUCACGUAGAAUAAGGAUAAUAACAACAACAGUAUUAUCCCCUCCG
Molecule: messenger RNA, 1786 nt
Organism: Colletotrichum phormii
Lineage: Eukaryota; Fungi; Ascomycota; Sordariomycetes; Glomerellales; Glomerellaceae
Exons: 1
Coding region: 21-1370 (449 amino acids)
Molecular function (GO): protein binding
Source: RefSeq, a predicted model, not a curated record